AUGCAGCGUUUUUCGUCCUCUCAGUACGAUGCGCUUAACGACGCUACAAAUACAACCUCUUCCAUUCCCGCUGCUGACGCUGCAAAUAGAAUCCUCUUCUCCACAGAAAAACUCCUCGCAGACCCAAAGCAAACCGCGGCCGCUCUUCUCGCAGUCAAGUAUGGCAUCUUUGAAUCCUCAGAUGUCAAUCUUUCCUACAACCUUAUGGCCCUCGCAAAACUCCUUGCUGAGUAUCCUUCAACAUGGACCGUCGUGGACCAGUCCCUGACUGAAAAGGUGAUUCAAAUCGCUGUAAGUUCAUCCGUAGCCCCCAAUGUCCUUUGCCCAGCUCUAGCAGUCCUCACGCUUAUUGCCCUCGAAACCCGAUCCCCAGCCCCCAAGCCUCCAAGCUUCCCUGACCUAGUUGCUGCCCUCAAGUCCGUCAACAGCUUUGUUUACUCAUUAGUCUCGCGUCUCGCCUCGUCAAACAUUCAAGUUAUUCUUAACGCCCUCCAACUCAUCAACUCUCUUGUUAUCGCUUUCUCACUCCCAACCCCAGAAAACCCUCAAGUAUCAUCCACCAUUUUUGACGACCUCCGGGAUGCUGGCCUUCUUCGUGCAGUAGCUCAGCUCUAUGAAAAUAAACCCCUUGCUGCAUCCUGUAGUCCACAGCUUUACGACCUCCAAGAACUCCUUCGAGCUGCUUUCCAUAGAUAUGCAACCACAAACCUGGACACUGCUGCUGUAGAUAUCCAUGCUCAAACCGUCCGUCGUGGUGAACUCCUUUUUUCCCAGCUCAUGGGAUCCUCUUCUUCCGCAGCAGCCGACUGGGAACGUGCUGGUGUCCCAGAAAACUCUGAUGUGGUUUCUGAAGUAAAUGCUUCAACAAAAUGGGGUGGCUUCCAAGAUUUUGUCGACAUUCUUUCUCAAGAUGACAUGAUGCUCAAAAAAAUGUACCUUGAGCAUUUGGUCUUUGCUCCAGCCCGUGCACGCUUCCCUCUUCUUCAGGCAGCCCUCGCAGUUACCCAAAUCCUCUAUGACAUCUUCGGCAUCUCUAACCACGUAUUGGACCCAGCCUAUCUUUCAUCUGUCCCAGAUUCCUUUCUUCCAGCCCCUUACUCACCUUCCGAUGUAACCUCUACAACAAACCUCCCCUUAUCGUCACCUUCUACUGCGUCCGGGUUGGCAAUCGAUGACAGAACCAAACAACUUCAUUUAGAAGCCUCAACCGCACCCUCCUCUAUGCUGAUUGGCUCAGAUUCUUCUCGCUCUCAGUCACACCAAAAAACCGGCUCUCAUUCUGGUGAUAGUGCCAUUUCUGCAACUUCUUUCUCGUCCCAAGGCGGUGCCGGACACGCGUCAGUUGAGCACGAGCUCGCCAAACUUUCCAAGUUACGACCUCUUAUUUUUGAAUGGAGUUCCCUCAUCACCGCCGGUGUUGUCAACUUUUUGCGUCUGUGGAUUGCCUCGAGUGCCCAGCGCUCGGAUUUUGACAAUAUCCGUAAGGUGGUGGGUGUGCUUUUCCGAUCAGCCAUCCCAGAUAUGGAUUUCAAUACGGCAACUCUUGAUACUGUUCUCAACAAGCUUGAUACACUCUCGUACACUGAUUUGCGCGCCAUCCAGCUUAAAAAUAUUGAGGAGGACCUCAACCAUCAAUGGGGAUAUGAAAUUCGCGCUCUUCACAACCAGUUCCAUCAAGAAUCAUAUGACUUUGUCCGAGAACAGCGCAUCCGCCUCCUUUUGCGCGGUGAAUGGUUUUACAUUGAUAACCCGGUCAAGCCGGCCUCUUCGAUUGGUUCUAGCAGCGGACCUUCAACCUCUACAUUAAGCUCUAAGCCUUUAAUUUCGCGUGCAACAGCUGCCACGGGUGCUAUUUCGUCCUCUGCGUCACUCGGUCAUAGCAACAUUAGUGCACCGCUUAGCACUACUGUCACCAAUGUGGCCGCACCUACAUCACGCCGCUACUUUGUGGCUCUCUCGCCGAGUUUGAACACUCUUCAUUACUCAGAGUACCCAUCGCAGCUCCCAGAGUACCCUUCAGUCGAUGCGCUUUCACGUGCCAUUGAUCUCCAGUCCAUUUCCAAAGUUGUAGUCACAUCGCUUUCCCCCGGUGCUCAUGCCUCGCAGACCCGCAAGAACCCGCUGCGUGUGUCGCUUUUCUCCCGAACAAAUUAUUCACGCAUUUCGCUUAUUUUUUCAGGCCCUCGUGAUGGAACAACCCUGACUUUUUAUACCGAUACUCCUGAAAAGGCUGCUGCUUGGGGUGAUGGUCUGCUCAUGCUUAAAAACAAGCCCUACCAAUCUAAGGAGACUAAAAAAUAUAUUGACAUGUUUGCUGAAACUAAACUUCGUCUUCAAAUGCUUCAAGUUACUCCAACUGAUUACGACUAUGCCUCUCGUCAUAACUCAGCUGAAGAUGAUUUUGAUAGCAUUGUUCCGUCCGAUAACUAUUUUUAUUCUUAG
Molecule: messenger RNA, 2442 nt
Organism: Magnusiomyces paraingens
Lineage: Eukaryota; Fungi; Ascomycota; Dipodascomycetes; Dipodascales; Dipodascaceae
Exons: 2
Coding region: 1-2442 (813 amino acids)
Source: RefSeq, a predicted model, not a curated record